AGAACGUUGACUGCGCACAAAAACUCAGUGUGGACACAAUGAAGCUUACAGUGGGUUCUACCUUGGGUUCUCUUCUCUGUUUGGUUCUUUGCACAGUCAGUCUAGAUCACAGCCAGAUCCAAGUUUAUCCAGAAACAGGUGGAGUCUCUGGGGUUUUUAUGGCAAUGCUAAAGAACAAAAAGUACAGCUUCAAUGCCACUGCAGCCGCAGAGGUGUGCACAUCUCUCGGCGUUAGAAUAGCUACCAGAGCUGAAGUGGAAAUGGCACAAAGCAAGGGCUUACAGACAUGCAGGUUUGGUUGGGUUAAGGAGCAAAUUGCUGUAGUUCCUCGAAUUGAGGGAAAUGAGAAGUGCGGUCAAAAAAAAGUUGGAGUCAUUCCUUGGGCUGUUUCUACGAGCACAGUGUUUGAAGUGUAUUGCUUCAGUGCAACAGGUCAAAGCGAAGCAACGACACUCACUACUCCAAGAAUAACAACGCCAGUUGGCAGCAGUCUUCAACCUAAAGCAACCUCCUCAUUGCUCAUUCAGUCUACUCUAUUUAACAAAAACCUCCUCUCUCCCUCCACAUCCCUUUCCUCUAGUUUCAGCACCUCUGCAUCCUCCGCAUUCGUUCACUCCACCGUCAGCACUGCAGCUAUUAGAAGCCCCCAUUCAGCCUCACCCUCUAUUGCUCUGCAGCCACUCUCCACCUCUUCUACCUCCUCCUCCUCCUCCUCCUCCUCCUCUUCUGCUGCGACCUUCUCCUCUACCAUUCCUUUCACACAUCCAUUCACCUACUCUUCCUCUCUAAACACCCCUACAUCUAAUCAGACAGAACAGCCCACACAUCCACCACCCAGAGCAUCCUUUGGAGAAGUUCCUAUGGCAUGUGUCAUCAUUGCUGCUAUGCUCGUCUUCAUGGCAGCGGCAGGUGCUAUUUGGUACUUUAAGAUUAAACAAGCUCACCGUCUCCCACAGUGGGUCAGACUCCGACACAAAGACGCUGUAGAGAUGUGGAGUUCCAGCAAAAAGAAAGUGAAGAACAGCUCUCCCGAAGAAAUAACUCUGCAGCUAGAAGACGACACAGAAUCUCCUUAAGACCAGAGUCCAUCUGUCGUCAGUUAACAUAAAAGCUUUUAGGGACUGUAAAGACUGUAAAUAGGUUGUUCAUUGUUUGUUUAGUGCCAUUGUGCCAUUGUAUGUAGAGGAGGUCUACAUUUUAUAUAUAUAUAUAUAUAUAUAUAUAUAUAUAUAUAUACACACACACACACACACACACACACACAUAUAUACAUAUGCAUACACACACACUAAAUUUCCAAAAGCAUUCGCUUGUCACACACAUAUGAAAUUGAGUGACAUCCCAUUCUUAAUCCAUAGGGUUUAAUAUGAAGUCAGUCCACCCUUUUCAGGUGUAACAGCUACAACUCUUCUGGGAAGGCUUUCCACAAGGUUUAGGAAUGUGUUUAUGGGAAUUUUUGACCGUUCUUCCAGAUCGCAUUUGUGAGGUCAGACACUGAUGUUGA
Molecule: messenger RNA, 1504 nt
Organism: Pygocentrus nattereri (red-bellied piranha)
Lineage: Eukaryota; Metazoa; Chordata; Actinopteri; Characiformes; Serrasalmidae
Gene: lyve1b
Product: lymphatic vessel endothelial hyaluronic receptor 1b
Exons: 6
Coding region: 39-1076 (345 amino acids)
Biological process (GO): cell adhesion
Cellular component (GO): plasma membrane
Molecular function (GO): hyaluronic acid binding; transmembrane signaling receptor activity
Source: RefSeq, a predicted model, not a curated record